AUGGAGAGCAUACCGUCCCCUCCAUUACCACCUCCACCUCCACCACCACCACUCCCUCCUCCCCCGAGCUUUCCUCGAUCUUCGAGGCCUGUAGCAGUGGUAGCUCCUCCACCAACCCCGUCACCGGGACCUACAAUAUCAGAAGAGACUUAUGCAACAGCAACGGAUGUUGACUUGAGAAAAAAGACCGAUCCAUUCCGACCAUGCUACAUGUUUUUCUAUGGAUCCUUGAUGGACGCUGAAGUCCUCCAAUCUGUGCUUGAUCUCCCCGAAACCCCAUCCGUGACGCAAGGGGAAAUCAAGGGAUUCUCCAUGAAGAUGUGGGGAAUUUACCCCACCAUCAUCAGGACUCCAGAAGGAACGAUAUCUGGCACGGUGUGGAAGGUUGACUCCGAACCUCAUUUCCAGCGCUUGGAGGAGUACGAAACCAGUGUUUAUACUUGGUGGCACUGUGAUGUUGUGCUUGAAGACGGUCGGGCGCUGAAGGAAUGUAGGACCUUCUGUUGGGCCGGAGAUGUGAAUAGCAAGGAGCUGGAGGAGGGAACAUUUGAUUUGUCACGGUAUCAGAAGUACUUCAAAUCCUCUGUUGUCCGUAGAUGA
This is a messenger RNA of Cadophora gregata, 600 nucleotides long. RefSeq lists its product as uncharacterized. The transcript has a single exon. Bases 1 to 600 code for a protein of 199 amino acids. The record is from RefSeq and is a predicted model, not a curated record. NCBI's taxonomy places the organism in Eukaryota, Fungi, Ascomycota, Leotiomycetes, Helotiales, Ploettnerulaceae.